UCUCCGGGUUUUAACAAGAUCUGGCUGAUUUCCUAACCUCCUCACAGCUGAAUGACCUUUCACUCCUGAGAGAAAUGGAGACCAGCUCUUGCACACUGCCGUCUGGAAGAUCCCUGCCCUUCACCUCCUCACCCCAGCAGAUCUCUUUGAAUAGCAAUGUUUCACUCCCGCUUUCCCCCAUCUCAUCACCCCCAUCCCCUACCUCACUUUCCCCCACAGCCGAGUCUCCUCAUUCAUCUUCCCCACUUUCAGACUGUACUUCAUCACAUUGCCUCGAAGGACAAAACUCACAAAACCUCAGGUGGGAAAAUGUAUCUGACCAAGAUGACCUGACCUGCCUCAACUGGCUGCAUCAGAGAGGCAACCUGCUCCCUCUACAGCCCCUUGCCAAAAUGACACUACUUCCUCAGCAAGAUUCCUGCACGCCUGCCCAACCUCUUCCACCUCCUGCCUCAUUAAAGCCGCCAUACUCCUUCAGCAGUCUGAUUUUCAUGGCAAUAGAGGAUUCUUCACACAAAAUGCUUCCAGUGAAAGACAUCUAUGAAUGGAUUGUGAACAAUUUCCCUUACUACAGGACAGGGACUGGAGGCUGGAGGAACUCAGUUAGACACAACUUGUCCUUGAGCAAGAGCUUCUGUCGCAUUCAGAGGGACAAGAACCAGUCAGUGGGGAAGGGCUCGCUUUGGUGUGUGUGUCCACAGUAUCGAUCAGCCCUGCUGGAGGUGCUGAAGAAGACCCACAGUUAUCACAGCAACAACAGCAAUCUCAUAAAUAGGCCUGCACUGUUGGAAGGAACUGACUAUGAAACACCAGCGGUCGGUGAUAUAAUAGAAAUCUCAGACCCUCUGUCUCACACCCUGCUCCUCUCCACUUCCUCACCCCAUAUCUUCACUUCUGAUAACCCAACUUUUGCUGAGAACCCAGCAUGUCCUUUGACCCCAGAUCAUGAGGAACUUGUCACCACGGAGUCAUGUGAAUACCAGCAGGAGGAGGUCGGCAAAGACAUUGAGAAAGACCCCAUGUCUGACAGUGGGUACAUCGAGUUACACUAUUACCAGUCUGAUCAGUAUCAGUACCUGGUGCUGCCAGAAGACAGCGAGCUGGACCUGGAGACUGUGGAGAUCCUUCAGCUGGAUGCCGAGGCCCAGGAGGCUGCUGGGUCACUGCUGGACCUGGCAGGUGGAGGAUAUUAGUCCAUAUCACAGCUGACUGUCGCGCUUCAGUCCACUGUAAGCAAAUAUUUUAACAGAUCAACACAAAGUUGGAUUAUUAUAAAAUUUGAGAUAGUGACACUACCCUUUUAAUUGUGUAUUGUUGUGUACCUAGAUAGCAAUAUAUAUAAAAGAACUAAUGUAAAACUGCGGUUCACAUUACUUCAUAUGUAUUUUGGCACUUCAUGCUCCCUCUCAUACCACAUAUCACAAAAAACAAUUUCAGCUAAGUAUUAAUAUAUUUAUAUUUAAAACUGAGAGAAAAGUAUUCACUUAGUUAGUUUUUCACUGUUUUCCAAAAGAUUAAACUCAUUCUCAGGUGUGGUAGGAGUGCUUCCAGCUCAAGUAGAACAACUGUUUUUAAGUUAAGUUUCUUGUGCAGAAGUUUAACUUACAUACUGUUAAAAAUGAACAUUGCAUUUACUCACAUCCACACUGUUACCACUAAGUUUUAAAUGUGUUACCAAUGAUACCCACUUUGUCAAAUGUCAUGGUGAAUGUAUUUUUGUUGUAUUCAUAACUAUUUCUGUGGUUCAUUCUGAAAAAUGAUCUAUCUUAAAAUAACAUAUUAAUUGAGGUUGAAAGCGGUGUUAAUCUGGCCCUCACACCUAUUGCCACCAGCCCCCAGGUGCCAUUGUCUUCCCACACUAUUGCAUUAAUUAGGUCCUAUGACAAUGCCAGGCCGCUACAUUUGCACUUCCUGUGAUUUGUGUGAGGCAUUAUAAACUUCUUAAGUACUUUCUCUGAAUGUUUGACAUAUCAUUGCGGGAGGCACAGCACAUCAAAAGGUUAAGCAUGUUUUUUCCCUUCACCACAUGCUGCCGUUAUGAGUAUGAGCAAAUAUGGGCAUCGGUUCAGAGUGAUAACAAAUAGAGAAUGUCUUUUGUACACCCAUGCCCAGCACCCAUAAAAUACCUAAUGUCGUAUGACACCUGAUGUGUGUGAAAGCUUGUGUGUUUUUGGUCAUAUUAAGGCCCACAAAAGGCAAGUGAUUUAGGAUAAACAAUGAUGAUGAUGAUAAUAAUAAUUAUUAUUGUUAUUAUUAUUAUUAUUAUUAUUAUUAUUAUUAUUAUUAUUAUUAUUAUUAUUAUUAUUAUUAUUAAUAAACCUCAUUAAAAAGGACAGGGUCCUUGAACCUUCAGUGAUCGGGCCCUAAUUAGAUAAUGUGUUAUUUAUUAUGUGAUUACAGUUGUAGAUCAUACUCAGCAGCAUUUUUUUUAAAUUAUUGUUAUUUUUUGUUACCCUUGUUAUUCUUCAGAUUAUGUUCACUUAUUUUUUUUCACUGCACUAUAUUGUAUACUCUUCAAAGAAAAACUGUCUUGGUUGUCAGUAUAUCUAAAACACUGGAUAAUACCAUGUAAUCUAAGCUGAACUCAGACAAGAGGGAUUUAUUUGUAAUUAAUUAGCUCACUGCCAUUUAAAUGUCUUUUUAUUUCAGGUACUUUGGAUUUCUGUUAUAAAUUGUAUGCAUG
Messenger RNA from Cololabis saira (Pacific saury), 2683 nucleotides. Its product is annotated as forkhead box protein N2. Bases 75 to 1193 code for a protein of 372 amino acids. Gene Ontology annotation, molecular function: DNA-binding transcription factor activity; cis-regulatory region sequence-specific DNA binding. Gene Ontology annotation, biological process: regulation of DNA-templated transcription. NCBI's taxonomy places the organism in Eukaryota, Metazoa, Chordata, Actinopteri, Beloniformes, Belonidae. The transcript is spliced from 5 exons. Gene Ontology annotation, cellular component: nucleus. The record is from RefSeq and is a predicted model, not a curated record.